This is a messenger RNA of Hermetia illucens (black soldier fly), 1505 nucleotides long. It is a transcript of the gene Tango9, whose product is annotated as solute carrier family 35 member F6. The record is from RefSeq and is a predicted model, not a curated record. NCBI's taxonomy places the organism in Eukaryota, Metazoa, Arthropoda, Insecta, Diptera, Stratiomyidae. Gene Ontology annotation, cellular component: membrane; intracellular membrane-bounded organelle. Gene Ontology annotation, biological process: transmembrane transport. The transcript has 4 exons. Gene Ontology annotation, molecular function: transmembrane transporter activity. Bases 169 to 1275 code for a protein of 368 amino acids.
ACUGUUGAUCGAAAACAAGUCCGUCGACGAGGCUUAUCGGCUCUAUUUAUUUCGAGAAUUGAGAAAUUGCAGCAGUUGCAGGGCAGGGGUCUAUAUGUCUUAAUUGUGAUUGAAUCCGGUGAUUCACUCAGCGCCUUGCAUUAGUGUAAACGAAUUUUUAAUGUGAAAAUGGACUGGAGUCAAUUUACGCCGCUGAUUCUGUUCCUCACCGGAGUUUCCAAUGUGUUGCUGCUGAAAUGGGCCGAUCGAAUGCACUCGGAAGGAAUUGAUGGCGUGUUGCGAAACUUCCAGCAUCCGUUCAUACAGACGGGCUGCUUGUUCUUCGGCCAAUUUCUUUGUUUUUUGAUGUACGAAAUAACAUUCAAAUUACUGCGUCGGAGACAGGAUGGCUCCGAAGAAAGGAAUAUUCUUACAAUUGGCAAUGAAGAUUACAGCCCACGAGUUUUUAUGGUUGCUACAAUUUGUGAAGUUAUAGCUUCAAUUCUCCUUUUCACUGGACUCUACCUUACGACAGCUUCUAGUUAUAUGAUGUUACAAUGUGCUGUGAUAAUAUUCGUUGGAAUAUUCAGUGUGACUUAUUUAAAUCAGACAUUGAGUUGUUACCAAUGGAUCGGAAUAUUGGUACUAGCUUCCGGUGCCGGUUUUAUAACGGUGAACGAUUACUAUUUAUAUAAAUCAAAUUCAGUUCUUACAGGCGAUUUGUUAGUCUUGUGCUCAUUAGUAUUCCAUGGAAUAAAAUAUAUCCAAGAGGAGAAGUAUAUUAAAGUGCUCGACAUCCCGCCAUUGCGAGCAAUUGGUUGGCAAGGUGUUUUUGGGCUAUUCAUUUUAACUGUUUUAUACGUUCCCUUGAACUUCCUAAAAGCCGGACCACCAUUUGGCAACAAUGCACAUGGGGUCGUUGAAGAUUUUCUUGACGCGAUUGCCCAAAUGGCCAAUAAUUUCCUUAUUGUGUUGGCUCACUGUCUCUUCAUAGCCUCGGUGGCGAUUCACAAUUACUGUGGAGCACGAAUAACGAAAGACAUUUCGAGCGCUGCACGGGUUCGUUAUAAUACUCUGAUAGCUAUACUGGUUUGGUCGUUUGCAUGUUUCUUUGAAUGGGAAAUGUGGGAUGCUUGGAAAUUUGUGAUCCUUUUGUUGAUUUUAUGUGGCGGUUGGAUCUAUCGGAAUUGCUAUUUUGUACCAAUGUAUCGGCAAGUUUUGAGAGUUUAUGCAAGACGACGAAAUGGAGACAACCAAGCAGACCAGAUUACGAAUCAACCGGCUGAUGUAAUUUAGAUAUGUUUUUUUUUCAGUUUCCUUUGUCAGUUUAGAUAUUAUCGUGAUUGUGAUUGGCUUUGAAUAAGUAUUGAUAUUUUAACCGAAUUGCGAGGAUUUUAUAACGAUAAGGCUGCGUAUUUAGCAAUGAAUAGACGAACAGAAGCGUUUGGAAAAGAAUUGUAAUGUUUUUAGUAUUUAGGAGAAAAUUGUAUACUGUUUUACCGAAAUAAAAGUUAUAAUGAACAUAA